Messenger RNA from Rodentolepis nana, 1458 nucleotides. NCBI's taxonomy places the organism in Eukaryota, Metazoa, Platyhelminthes, Cestoda, Cyclophyllidea, Hymenolepididae. The record is from the annotation of a GenBank genome assembly.
AUGUCACGAUUGAAUAUCAAAUGGGAUGUCCUGGAAAGGAGUAAAGACCGUAUUGAACAAUUCAGACGAACAAUACCCCUUAUAUCUGACCUACGUAAUGAAGCAAUGCGAACACGGCACUGGGAGGCUAUUCGAAAAGAGAUUGGAAGAGAUUUCGAUCCCAACGAUAGUAGCUUCACCCUCGAGAAGAUUAUGGAUCUCGGUUUCGAACACUAUGCUGUUUACAUUAACGAACUUUCAGAGGCUGCUACAAAGGAAAUGACCAUUGAGAAAUCAAUCAAUAAAAUUGAAAGCAUCUGGACGGAAAUUGAACUGGAUAUUGUGCCUUUCAAGGACAAAGGUCACUUUAGAUUACGUUCGACGGAUGAUCUCUUUACUAUGCUUGAAGAUCAUCAGAUCCAACUAUCGGCUAUGAAAGCAUCUCGAUUUGUGAAGUCGUUUGAGCGAGAAGUAGAUAAGUGGGAACGAGCUCUUUCGAGGAUAACAGAAACUGCUGAAAUGUUACUUACAAUUCAACGACAUUGGCUCUACAUGGAGACCAUUUUUAUGGGGGAUGAUAUUCGUCAACAGUUGCCCAAGGAGUCGAGCAUUUUUGACGAACUGGAUGUGAUGUGGAAGAGAAUUAUGAUUAAGAUGAAUGAAGUUAAAAACGCUCAGAAGUGCUCUAUGAUAAAAGGAAUCUCUGAACAGCUUAGUAGCAUGAAUGAGAAGUUUGAAAUGAUUGAAAAAUCGCUUGAUAGCUACCUUGAAUCAAAGCGUCAAAUUUUCCCGCGUUUCUACUUCAUUUCAAAUGAUGAUCUGCUUCAGAUUGUGGGUCAAGCCAAGAACCCAGAAGCCAUUAUUCCGCAUUUGAAGAAGUGCUUCGAUAACAUAUGUAUUGUGAAGCUUGAAAAGAAGACGGUUAAAAAACCAGUUGUACAAGCUACAAAAGCACAAGUCGCAACGAAGUCUCAUAUAAGAAAGCGAGCAUCAGAUUUGGUGAAAAAGUCAGAAGAGAUUGAAGAUCCUCUUCAGCAAGAGAAUUUAUCCGUAAACAAAGUCGAGUGGCCUAUUUCUGAUGAGCAGCAAAGUGAUCUAAAACCAGGCGAGCGCAAAGAGACCAUCGCAAUCGCUGUUCCAUCUCAGGAGCCUAGUCGCCUGUCCUCUGGUAAACUCUCACCAGGCGCUAAUGAGAGUAAUACCGCACGACGUCACCAUUCUGGCUUAGCAAAGAAGAGUGAACUUCGUGCAAGGUACUUUGGCAGCUCGAAUAGUGACAACAAUGUCUCCAGAAGUGGCAGUUCCAUUUCUACACACACUCUAAAUAAUAGCUCUACAGGUGAAAUUAUUCUACCAUUCAGUGGUGGACAUAAUGCUGGCCCAAUGCCUACUGGAAAGAAAGGUACAACACAAACGGUAAGCUAUUCUCAAGCUGUUCAUCGUCUUCUAUUAGUAAUUGGAAGGAAGACAAAUGACUAA